AUGACUGCCUACAGCAUCAAGAGUGACAAUGGCGGCAACGCCACCCACAACGACCGAGCCGGUCAACAGCAACAGCCUCCUGCCUACACACCUUCUCCCACUGGUCUCACGCCCAGCUCAACCUUCGACGCCAACAUGCAUGCCCAUGCCCCCGACUACAACACUUCGUCUGCUCCUACUCCUCGAAAGCCCAGCGCUUUUGGACAGAAAUUCCACUCCAUCACCAGCAAGGCUGGCUGGCCGUUGAACAAGGCCGCCAAUGUCAUUGGCGCCGAGGGCUGGUGGCCUACCAGCAUGCAGAAGGAGUGCGGCAAGGCUGCUCGUAUUCUUCACUCUUUCACCAGUAUGUCACAUCCCUUUUCAGACGAGUAUACCACCGGGACGUCCCUGAUUCCUGAUUCCGCAGGCCUCGGUGUUCCUCAGCCCCCCAAGGCAAACGGCCCCAUUCACCCUACUGGCAUCACCAAGAAGUCCAUGGUCAAGAUCCCGGAUGCCGUCUUGAGAAGCUGUGCCGGUCUCGCCAUCUUCAACGUCAUCCGUGCCGGUGCCUUCCAUGGCUCUCUCGCCGCUGGUUCCGGUCUUGUUGUCGCCCGCCGCCCCGAUGGCACCUGGUCGCCCCCCUCAUCAUUCGUCGUUUCCACUGUUGGUGCCGGCUUCAUGCUCGGUCUCGACAUUUACGACUGUGUCUGUGUCCUCAACACCCCGGCUCAGGUCAAUGCUUUCACCAACCCGCGUGUAUCCCUUGGCGGUGACGCCUCCAUCGCCAUUGGGCCCAUCGGCACCGGUGCCAGCGUUGACGCCGCCCUCAGCAAGACCGUCCGACCCAUGUGGAGCUACAUGAAGAGCCGUGGUCUCUGGGCCGGCGUCCAGAUCGACGGCACCAUCAUUGUCAGCCGUGCCGACGCCAACUCCGUCUUCUACAAUGAGCGCGGCAUCUCGGCCAAGAAAAUCCUGCUCGGCGAUGUUGCGUGGCCCUUGGGCGCCAAGCCCCUGUUUGAGGUCCUCAAGGCCAUCGAGGGCCGCCCUGACUUUGACCACACUGUCGUCCAGGAAGUAGGCCGCCUGCCUUCUCCUGGAGACACUGUUUUCGAUGAGAACCGCGCGCCUACUGCUGUUGAGCACGAGGACCGUGGGCCGCAGCCGGAGGCACUUCAUGAUGACGAGUCCAUACUGGACGAGAAGGAGAGGCUUAAGCGAGCCGGCUACUAA
Molecule: messenger RNA, 1209 nt
Organism: Metarhizium album ARSEF 1941
Lineage: Eukaryota; Fungi; Ascomycota; Sordariomycetes; Hypocreales; Clavicipitaceae
Product: DUF500 domain protein
Exons: 1
Coding region: 1-1209 (402 amino acids)
Molecular function (GO): phosphatidylinositol binding
Source: RefSeq, a predicted model, not a curated record